CAAUUUUCGGCCUUUCGCAAUGGCCAACAUUCGGAAAAAGAAAGUGAGCCUGUGGGAGCGGCUCAAGGAGGGCCCCAGGGACUGGCUGCUGCACCUGGCCGAGGACUACGAGAUCAUCGACUGGGACAAGUACUUUGGGUACACAGUUGAGCACGAGGUGCUGAUAGAUACGACAGACCGAUACCGCACCACGAUCAGAAGCGGCAGCAAGGACUACUGGGAUGAUGCACCGGUGGCCUCAGAGUCGGACAGAACAUGGUAUGGCAUACUGGUGCUGCUUCAGUUAAUGCUAUUUGGUGUCAGCAUGGCAAAUGCGUGGCGGCUGUUUACUACAAGGCGCACGUACCAGCUGCUUAUGAAAGACUUGAGCGCAAGGAAUCUGACCAGCAGUUGCAGACGGAUGACCAUGGGAACCGAGCGGCCGGCCUGGGCACUGAAGCUGUGGGGCCGGCCAGUCUGGUACAUAUGGAAGAAGAUCAUGGGCAUCGAUGACACCGUCUUUGGCGAGAUCUGGGAGAUGUCAAUGUGGACACCAACAACCUUUUCGCGCAACAUGUUCUGCUGGGCAUCGCCACUGCAGCUUCUGGUGCUGACCUUCCUCGACUGGUCAAGCUGGUACUACAUCUUGCCGCUGGCUGCUGGGAUUGCAGUCCAAAGCACGUAUCUGGUGAUGGCAUACACGACACUGGUCAAAGACAAGCAGAUCGUCAGUGGCGAGGUGCACGAUGAAUACAACUUCAAGUUUGUGUACCCACACCUGUUUGCGCCAAAGCGCGACGCGGCCACUAGCACAUUGGAAGACUACGUGAUGGCACGCGAGUACCACAGGAGCAUGCAGCCGCAGUACUACAUGGACGACGAUAGUUCCUACCAUCGGCACACCUCCACAGAGUCAAUGGGUCGACGCAGCUACCUGUCGCGCGGGGUACCGCGUAGAUCGUAUCGCUCUGAUUCGCGGUCGCGCAGCAGCAUGGCGUCUGAGCGCUCUGCAGCCUCGGACAGUCGUGAAAGAAGGUUCCCGAUGCGGCGCAGUGCUGCCACGCAGCGCAGCUCGAUGGCGUCACAGACUGACGAUUUUAGCUCAUUCGCGCCUCUUGGAGCGUUCAAGCCGCGAGACAGGUCGGUGCGGCGUUGGCGCACUGACGACUCUGGGCAAGAGUCGGAGCACUUUUUCAGAUAAAUUAUAAAAAUUAGACGAGGUGCGAGAACUGUUAUUCACAACAACCGGGAAAUGAAGCUGGCAGC
Molecule: messenger RNA, 1245 nt
Organism: Linderina pennispora
Lineage: Eukaryota; Fungi; Kickxellomycota; Kickxellomycetes; Kickxellales; Kickxellaceae
Exons: 2
Coding region: 20-1180 (386 amino acids)
Biological process (GO): regulation of exit from mitosis; maintenance of rDNA
Source: RefSeq, a predicted model, not a curated record